GGACCCCAGCAGGAGGGAGACUUACAUGUUACCCAGCAGGCCUUCCCCAUCUCUGAUCCUUUAUGCUCCCUUAAUCUGAUCCCUUAAUGCUCCCAUGGGUACCCUGAGGUUGGUAGCCUUAUGGCUGCUGGCUUCCCUGGGGCAUUCCUCCUAGCCCAGGGCUACCAACCGCCAGUGUGGAACCCAUGUCAGAUAAAGCCCCGACCCAGUAAAAUGCCAACAUCCAGCCAAAUCCACACUUGUCCAUUUGUGAACACAUAGCACUCAAGAGUUUCCUCCCCUUCUUUUUCUGUGCGACACCUCAAAUAAUGGCAAGAAUGGCCCUACACUGCCUUGAGGAUUUUUUAGCUUCACUUCCUCAUCCAAACCUGACACCGCGGCCAUUAUGACAAUAUGACCUCCGAAGCUGCACUCUGUCGGCUCCACAUCUACUCUUACUCUAGGGGGCAGUCACUGAGUUAUGUCUCCUGCCUUCUUCCUCCCCAAAUGGAGCUCACCAGAUGGCUCUCCGUUGCCAUUUGUGGUGAGUGGGAAGGCCAGCACUGGUCCCCAGUCUCAUGCUACUUGAAGACAUUUCCCCCUGAGCCUUUUGCUCGUGGGACCUACUCAGGUUUCUCCUUUUCUGUGCGGGAUGUGUUGCUUGCAUUUUUUCUCCUUGCGAAUUUCCUUUUUUUUUUUUUUUAAUUUUUUAUUUAUUUUUGAGAGAGAGAGAGCACAAGCGGGAGGGGGAGUUGUCAGAGAGAGUGGGGAACAGAAGAUUGAACGCGGGCUCUGCGCUGGCAGUGGUGAGCCCGAUGCGGGGCUCGAACUUACAAACCGGGGGAUCAUGACCAAGCCGAAGUCCGACGCUUAACCGACUGAGCCACCCAGGCGCCCCCUCUUUGCAAAUUUCUAGUUUUCUGUCUCCUUCAAGAAAUCUUCCCGAACACUCCUCUCUCCCUUCUUUCUCUGCCUCUCUAUUGUUAGAAGCAGCUAUUUUGCCUCAGACUUCCCCAGUAUGCUGCUGCAUUUUUUAAAAAAAAACUCUUGAAUGAAAGGGCAUGGAUUUUUUUUUUUUUCCUUUCCCCAUUUAGAUUACAGACCUCUCGAGUGGAGCCUCCUACAAGUCUUACAGACCUCAAUGCAGCCAAGUGUCAGCACGCAGUAGUUAUUCAACAAUGAGUAACUUGAAUUGGCUUCCACUUGAACCUCAGUACCUACAGAUGAAAUGGCCCCUCCUCGAUGUCCCAUCCAGUGCCACAGUCAAGGACACCAGGUCACCAUCUCCGGCACACUUGUCUAAUAAAGUUCCUGUUGUUCAGCCCCCGCAUCACAUGCACCCAUUGACGCCCCUCAUCACCUACAGCAACGACCACUUCUCCCCUGGCUCCCCUCCCACACAUCUCUCCCCAGAGAUUGAUCCAAAGACAGCAGGAAUCCCCCGGCCCCCUCACCCAUCUGAGCUGUCUCCAUAUUACCCACUGUCUCCUGGAGCUGUCGGACAAAUCCCUCAUCCUCUCGGCUGGCUCGUCCCACAGCAAGGACAGCCCAUGUACUCCCUUCCUCCUGGUGGCUUCCGGCACCCCUACCCUGCCCUCGCCAUGAACGCCUCAAUGUCCAGCCUGGUUUCCAGUCGGUUCUCUCCUCACAUGGUGGCUCCGGCCCAUCCUGGUCUGCCCACCUCAGGGAUUCCCCACCCCGCCAUCGUCUCCCCCAUUGUCAAGCAGGAGCCAGCACCCCCCAGCCUGAGCCCCGCCGUGAGCGCGAAAUCACCAGUCACGGUGAAAAAGGAGGAAGAAAAGAAACCCCACGUGAAGAAGCCUCUUAAUGCCUUCAUGUUAUAUAUGAAGGAGAUGAGGGCCAAGGUGGUGGCCGAGUGCACCCUGAAGGAGAGCGCGGCCAUUAACCAAAUCCUGGGAAGAAAGUGGCACAACUUGUCCCGAGAAGAACAGGCCAAGUACUAUGAACUGGCCCGGAAGGAGCGGCAACUUCACUCCCAGCUCUACCCAACCUGGUCAGCCCGGGACAACUACGGUAAGAAAAAGAAGAGGAAGAGAGAAAAGCAGCUGUCACAGACACAGUCCCAGCAGCAAGUCCAAGAGGCAGAGGGUGCUCUGGCCUCCAAGAGCAAGAAGCCAUGUGUUCAGUACCUGCCCCCCGAGAAGUCGUGUGACAGCCCUGCCUCUUCCCACGGCAGCAUGCUCGACUCCCCGGCCACCCCCUCCGCGGCCUUGGCGUCGCCUGCUGCCCCUGCUGCAACCCACUCGGAGCAAGCCCAGCCCCUCUCCCUCACCACCAAGCCGGAGAGCCGGGCCCAGCUGGCUCUACACUCGGCCGCCUUCCUGUCCGCUAAGGCGACAGCCACCUCCUCUGGCCAGAUGGGCAGCCAGCCCCCACUCCUCUCCCGGCCCCUCCCCCUCGGUUCCCUGCCCACAGCUCUGCUGACUUCCCCCCCCUCCUUCCCCACCACGCUCCAUGCCCACCAGGCCCUCCCGGUCCUCCAGGCCCAGCCUCUUUCCUUGGUUACCAAGUCUGCCCACUGAGCUGCCCCCUGACCUAUGCAGGCUGUCAAGUGACUCGUCGAGUAGUAAUGAUUCAGAAGAAACAACGGGAAAAAAAAAAAAAAAGGAAACUUUAUUGGUCAAUAUUUGACCACUCUGGACUGUUCUGUAAAGUGACUGGUAACAACAGCACUUUACAUUUUGUAGAUGUAACCAGUAGCUGAUCUUAAGGCUUUUUUAAAAAACAAAACAAAACAAAACAAAAAAAAUCUUUAAAAGAAAGAGAACUGAAAAGUAGCGUGUUAUUCUUCCUGUAUGUGCAGUGGUGGAUGGGCCUGGGCAGAAGACCCCCUUCUCUCUACCUCUUUCACUUUCUGCCCUGCUCCCUGUUCUCAUCGCUCCCGCGUGCCCCCCUCCCUUCCCAGUCCGCAUGUUGGCCAUCGCUGGGCCUCUAGCCUGCUGCCUCUUCAUCUAGAUGGCGCUCCUGGACAUUUUCUUUUCCCUCACCAAGUUUUUCUCCUUUGCUGAGCUCCGUGGGUUCUUGCCUUCAUCUCCGUCCUCUGCCCAGGGUAAGGCUGUCAUCACGUGAGAAGCCACCUUUGCCUGAUUUGUCUCCACCAGCAUCCCUUUGUCCUCAGUGGGCCCUAACCCAACAACCUCCAGCUUUUGGUGGGAAGAGAGGUCCUCCAAAAUGGUUCUUCCCCCACAUUUAAAGGGAUUCGAGGUGCCUGCCACUUCCUCGGUGAAGAAGUCUCUGUGCCACCCCCUCACCAGUCCAGACCUCUUCUCCUGGUCCCAGAGUGGCAGACAAGACCUGGCCCCCAGGCCUGGCUCUUGUCCCCUGGGUCAGUGCUAGCACAAUCUGCCAAAGGUCGAAACUCCCUCCUCCCUCCCCCCAUCACCUCACAUGCUUCUUCUGUGUGUAUUUCUUUUUGUUUUUAUGGGGUUUUUUGGAGCAAUUUAAACUUCCAGUUGUUUAUUUUCACAAAAGAAAAUAAAAUUGCAGUUGCAAGACC
This is a messenger RNA of Panthera uncia (snow leopard), 3496 nucleotides long. It is a transcript of the gene TCF7L1, whose product is annotated as transcription factor 7 like 1. Bases 1158 to 2522 code for a protein of 454 amino acids. Gene Ontology annotation, biological process: canonical Wnt signaling pathway; regulation of transcription by RNA polymerase II. Gene Ontology annotation, molecular function: DNA-binding transcription factor activity, RNA polymerase II-specific; RNA polymerase II cis-regulatory region sequence-specific DNA binding. The record is from RefSeq and is a predicted model, not a curated record. Gene Ontology annotation, cellular component: beta-catenin-TCF complex. The transcript has 10 exons. NCBI's taxonomy places the organism in Eukaryota, Metazoa, Chordata, Mammalia, Carnivora, Felidae.